AUGAAGAAAUCAAAUGCUUUUAGACGUUCUUCGGAAAAGAAAAUUUAUUUUUGUGAUGCUUUUAAGGAGAAGAUAAUUAAAUAUAUAAAUGAGGUAAAACUUUCUCCAUCUUCUCCUUGUCUUACUUCACUUAAAAACAAAACAAAACAAACAAAAAAAGUUGAGAAGAAAUUUCGUAAUAAUGCGCGCGAGACCUUAGAUAAAAUCGUACCCAAAAGAACAAGAAAGAAAAUUUCUAAAUAA
Messenger RNA from Clunio marinus, 243 nucleotides. NCBI's taxonomy places the organism in Eukaryota, Metazoa, Arthropoda, Insecta, Diptera, Chironomidae. The record is from the annotation of a GenBank genome assembly.